AAAUUGAAUUUUAAUGAAUGAUAAAGUACCUAAUGCUCGUCUAAAACUUGGACGGAUAUUAAGUUUACUCCUCGUUUCUUAAACAACUAUCGAUUUUCGAAGCACUACUUGAAGAAAACUAGCUCAACGUGAGUAAUUGUGUUACUCGGCUGAAUUUUCCUCAAUUGCAUUCUAACGUGAAAGUGAAAAAGCUUCGCAAGAGGAAAUAAUAUCCCUAAGGCGAAAUUUUUAAAAUAAAUAUCUACUAUCAUAAAUUUAAUGACAACGUUACGGAUUCUUAACAUCAAUUAAUUUUGAAAAAGUAUAUAUUUAUUUUCCACUGACAGCAUAAUUUACUUUUGGCGGGAAAAUAUUUUUUUAAAAAUUUAAAUUGCAAAACAAUAUGACGAGUUUUCAAUCAAUUUUUUGAUCGAUUAUAUGAAUAUAUAGGGAAAUUUUUUGAAUUCAAAAAUAAUUAUGCUGGCUGUGGCAAUUCGCGGUGUUGUUUUACUGAUCGUAAUUGGCUGGUACAGUAACAGCGUUUGGAAAAUGAUUGACGGAUAUUUUAAAGAUAAAUUUGAAAAAUAUUUACGUGAUGAGUACAAAAGAUUUCCGCAAAUGAAAAAAGAUGUUCAAGAAAAAUUAACGGAAAAACAAAUAAACGAAAUUGUCGACUCUACUAUAAUAGACAGCAAAAAUAAACCCAAAGAAAAGCCAUUAAUAUUAAAUUCAAAUGUUGAUGAAAUUAAUAAAAUUAAAUCAGUUAAUUUGGGCAAUGAAGAAAAUUUCAAAUCAAAAGAUGAGUUACGACUGAAACCAAUUAAAGAAAUUAAUAAGAAAAAGAAAUCGAAAUUUAAAAAUUUACAUUCUAUUGAUAAAAUCAGAGCUGAGAAUGACGAAAAUGAUUUUUCGGAGUUUGAAAGCGAUGGUGAUAAAAGAGAAAUUAAAUUAAAAGGUAUACGAGUGGCGAGUUUAUCAUUUAAACCUAAAGCUGAUAUUGGUAGUCUUGAUAUUAUUUCAGAAGAUGAAUUCUGUCCAAUUAAUUUAGAUAAUUAUGAUGAGGAAACGUGUGGAGAAAUUAAAGUAUGGCCUUAAUUAUUUAGUUUAUUUGUAAUUUUAAAUUUAAAUAUCAAUUUUAAGUUUUCAUUUGUUUGAAUAUUAUAUAUAGGCCUCUCCAAAAAUCAGAUCUAUAAAAA
Molecule: messenger RNA, 1175 nt
Organism: Microplitis demolitor
Lineage: Eukaryota; Metazoa; Arthropoda; Insecta; Hymenoptera; Braconidae
Exons: 1
Coding region: 457-1074 (205 amino acids)
Source: RefSeq, a predicted model, not a curated record